Molecule: messenger RNA, 1646 nt
Organism: Prunus avium (sweet cherry)
Lineage: Eukaryota; Viridiplantae; Streptophyta; Magnoliopsida; Rosales; Rosaceae
Gene: TWD1
Product: FKBP-type peptidyl-prolyl cis-trans isomerase family protein
Molecular function (GO): peptidyl-prolyl cis-trans isomerase activity; protein binding
Source: RefSeq, a predicted model, not a curated record
GGUGGCAUAUAUGGCUAUUUCCCUAAAAAAAAAACCUAAAUACCCCACCCUCUCUCUCGCGCGCGUAAGACCCCCUUCCCCUGAUUCAUUCUCCUCCCGACGGCGUCAUCUCUUCUCCCCGACGAUUCACCGCCGCCCAGCCAACUCAGGCCACGGCACCGGUCCCAUUAGAACGGCGUUGAGCUCCUCUACCCAGCCCACCUGAUUUCCCGGCCGUAAAACUCGAGGAUCGGUGGCUGUGUCGACUGGCAGUUGCGCCAGUUUUCCGGCGACGUUUUGCUUUGAACCAGAAAUUUGAGAAGACCCAUUGGACUGUAAAGAUUUUCAAGUAAUGGAGGAUGUUCUGGACCAGCAAAGUCAACCACUUGGUCAAGAUGGUGAAAGUGAAAUAGUAACUGAAGAUGCUGCAUUUGUUCAUGGGGAACCUCCUCAAGAUGCUAAUGGCCUCCCAAAAGUUGAUUCUAAGGUGGAAGUCCUUCAUGAGAAAGUCACGAAGCAAAUCAUUAAGGAAGGUCAUGGUCCAAUACCAUCCAAAUAUUCAACAUGCUUUUUGCACUACAGGGCAUGGACUCAAAGCACACGGCAUAAGUUUGAAGACACAUGGGAUGAACAACGACCACUUGAAAUGAUUUUAGGAAAAGAGAAAAAAGAAAUGACUGGCUUGGCUAUUGGUGUCUCCAGCAUGAAAUCUGGAGAGCGUGCCCUUUUACAUGUAGGCUGGGAGUUAGGGUAUGGGAAAGAAGGAAGCUUUUCUUUCCCGAAUGUUCCACCCUUGGCAGAUAUAUCAUAUGAAGUUGAGCUUAUUGGGUUUGAUGAAACCAAAGAAGGGAAAGCUCGUGGUGACAUGACUGUGGAGGAAAGGAUUGGAGCAGCAGAUAGAAGAAAAAUGGAUGGAAAUGCUUUAUUUAAAGAAGAAAAACUAGAGGAGGCUAUGCAACAGUAUGAAAUGGCCAUAGCAUAUAUGGGUGACGACUUCAUGUUCCAGUUGUUUGGGAAGUACAGGGACAUGGCUUUGGCUGUUAAAAAUCCAUGCCACCUUAACAUUGCAGCGUCUCUUAUAAAGCUCAAGCGGUAUGAAGAAGCCAUUGGACAAUGCAGUAUUGUACUGGCAGAAGAUGAAAACAAUGUCAAAGCACUAUUUAGGCGAGGAAAAGCCAGAGCAGAGCUUGGGCAGACAGAUGCUGCCCGGGAAGACUUUUUGAAGGCAAGUAAAUUUGCACCCGAAGACAAAGCUAUUGCAAGGGAGUUGCGUCUACUUGCUGAGCAUGACAAGGCUGUUUAUCAGAAACAAAAAGAGAUCUACAAGGGAAUUUUCGGACCAACCCCGGAACCUAAACCCAAGCGAAAUAAUUGGUUGAUCGUCAUUUGGCACUGGCUAUUAUCAUUAUUCUACCAUGUCUUCAGGCGUGAAAGGCUUAAAGCUGAUUAGUCAAAGCUUUUGAAGUCAUGAGUUGUACGAUAAAUGAAGAAAUUUAUGUAUGAAGUCUAUUAUAAUAAACAAGACUAGGAGUUUCAUUUGUGGAGGGAGUUUCAGGCCUUUGAGUUAAAUCUUAGAUGAAACAGUUUUAGCCUGGAAGAUACAAAGUGACUGUUCUGAACUGUUCAACAAAAGCUUAUUUAUCUCAUUUCCCCUUUGUUUGAUGAUA